AUGUAUCAAAUUGAAUCGGGGGGAAAGAUAACCAUUGCUGAAAUCCAAUCUAGGGUUACAGAGCAAAGAACCCACCUCUUCAAUUUCACACUUCACAUUCACAUUCACAUUCACAUUCAUCCAUCCAAUUCCAAUUCUCUCAAAAAUUCCAAUAGAGUUAACCAAUUUUCGGUUCCGCUCGCGUCUCAUUUCCCUAUAAAAGGACCCCUCGCAUCAUAGUUUUCUCAUUCACAAAAUCACUCGCACUCGCGCAUCACAAAAUUAGGGUUUGCAUCGCUAUUGCUCUCGCGAAUCGCGAAAUUAGGUUUUGCGGCGAUGAGUCGUCGAGGAAUGGAUCGUGACGAUGAAGACGACGAGGAGUAUGAGGAACAGGUUGAAGAUUUCGAUGAAGAGGAAGCUGAGGAGGAAGAGGAGAGAGGCGGUGGCGGUGGCGGUGGAAAGAAGCGGAGGAGGCCCAGUUUUAUCGAUGAUGAUGCGGAGGAGGUAGAUGAAGAUGAGGAGGAGGACGAAGAGGAUUAUGAUGAUGAUGAUUACGACGGCGGCGGCAAAGGAAGUAGCCGUAAGCGGCAGUAUAGGAAGGUUUCCGCUUCAAAUUUCUUUGACGAAGAGGCUGCUGUUGAUUCGGAUGAGGAGGAGGAGGAAGAAGAAGUCGAAGACGGCUUCAUUGUUGGGCCUGAUGUGCAAGACGAAGAUGAUAAUAGAGGAAGGCCACGUCACAGACAGCCACCCCACCAAGAAGAUCAUGAAGACCUUGAAGAGAUGGCAAGAAGGAUACAAGAGAGAUAUGGAAAGCAGCGGUUGGCAGAAUACGAUGAAGAAACUACAGAUGUAGAACAGCAAGCACUUUUGCCAUCUGUGAGAGACCCAAAGCUGUGGAUGGUCAAAUGCGCGAUUGGCCGUGAGCGUGAAACAGCUGUUUGCCUCAUGCAAAAGUACAUAGAUAAGGGGUCAGAAUUGCAAAUCAGAUCAGCUAUUGCUCUUGAUCAUCUCAAAAACUACAUAUAUGUGGAAGCAGAUAAAGAAGCUCAUGUUAGAGAGGCUUGCAAAGGUCUUCGCAAUAUAUUUGGACAAAAAAUAACACUCGUUCCAAUAAGAGAAAUGACUGAUGUGCUGUCAGUUGAAAGCAAAGCCAUUGAUCUUGCUAGAGAUACUUGGGUUAGAAUGAAGAUUGGGACAUACAAGGGGGACCUUGCCAAAGUAGUGGAUGUUGAUAAUGUACGGCAGAGGGUUAGAGUGAAACUAAUUCCGAGGAUAGAUUUACAGGCUCUCGCAAACAAAUUGGAAGGUAGAGAAGUUGUGAAAAAGAAGGCAUUUGUCCCCCCUCCUCGUUUUAUGAAUGUUGAAGAAGCUAGGGAACUGCAUAUCCGUGUUGAGCAUAGGCGUGAUGCCACCGGCGGGGAACGGUUUGACACCAUUGGAGGCAUGAUGUUUAAAGAUGGGUUCUUAUACAAAUCUGUAUCUAUAAAAUCCCUUUAUUCCCAGAACAUCAAACCUACGUUUGACGAGCUCGAAAAAUUUCGUAAACCGGGUGAAACUGGAGAUGUAGCCAGUCUGUCAACUCUGUUUGCCAACAGAAAGAAAGGGCAUUUCAUGAAAGGUGAUGCAGUUAUUGUCAUCAAGGGCGAUUUGAAGAAUUUAAAGGGAUGGGUGGAGAAAGUUGACGAGGAUAAUGUUCAUAUUAGACCAGAAAUGAAGGAUUUACCUAAAACUCUUGCAGUAAAUGAAAAGGAACUUUGUAAAUAUUUUGAACCCGGAAACCAUGUUAAAGUUGUUUCUGGUGCUCAAGAGGGUGCUACUGGCAUGGUUGUGAAGGUGGAGCAGCAUGUCCUGAUCUUAAUAUCUGAUACCACAAAGGAGCAUAUCCGUGCGUUUGCAGAUGAUGUUGUAGAGAGUUCUGAAGUAACCACCGGUGUGACUAAAAUUGGGGACUAUGAACUUCGUGAUCUUGUAUUGCUAGACAAUUCGAGUUUUGGUGUCAUAAUCCGUGUAGAAAGUGAGGCAUUUCAGGUUCUUAAGGGUGUUACUGACAGACCUGAAGUUGUGCUUGUUAAAUUAAGAGAGAUCAAGUGUAAGCUAGAGAAGAAAAUAAAUGUGCAGGAUAAGUUUAGGAAUACAGUAUCAUCAAAAGAUGUUGUGCGGAUUCUUGAAGGUCCCUGCAAAGGAAACCAAGGUUCUGUGGAGCACAUAUAUAGAGGGGUCUUGUUCGUCUUCGAUCGCCAUCAUCUUGAACAUGCAGGCUUUAUGUGUGUUAAGGCCCAAUCAUGUGUAGUUGUGGGAGGUUCACGCUCCAAUAGUGACAGAAAUGGUGAUGUACACUCGAGAUUCCCCGGUCUUAGAACUCCACCUCGCAUUCCACAGUCCCCACAUAGGUUUUCUCGAGGAGGGCCUCCAUCUGCUGGAGGUAGACAUAAUAGGGGUGGAAGGGGGCAUGAUGGUUUGACGGGUGCAACUGUUAAAGUACGACAGGGCUCCUAUAAAGGUUAUCGUGGACGUGUUAUAGAAGUUAAAGGAUCAUUCGUUCGGGUUGAAUUGGAAUCCCAAAUGAAGGUUGUAACCGUUGACCGCAAUCAUAUAUCUGACAAUGUGGCCGUUACCCCACAACGUGAAACAUCAUCUCGAUAUGGGAUGGGAAGUGAAACCCCAAUGCAUCCAUCUCGAACUCCUUUGCACCCAUAUAUGACUCCGAUGAGAGAUGCAGGAGCAACUCCAAUUCAUGAUGGAAUGAGGACACCUAUGCGUGACCGAGCUUGGAAUCCUUAUGCGCCAAUGAGUCCUCCUAGGGAUAACUGGGAAGAUGGAAAUCCAGGCUCUUGGGGGGCCAGUCCACAGUAUCAGCCAGGUAGCCCUCCUUCCCGGCCAUAUGAAGCACCAACUCCUGGUGCUGGUUGGGCUAGUACUCCCGGUGGCAAUUAUAGUGAGGCCGGAACGCCACGGGACAGUUCUGCCUACGCUAAUGCUCCAAGCCCAUAUUUACCAUCAACACCAGGGCAGCCUAUGACACCAAAUUCUGCAUCUUAUCUUCCUGGCACCCCUGGAGGACAGCCUAUGACUCCAGGAACUGGUGGUCUGGACAUCAUGUCCCCAGUAUUGGGUGGGGACAAUGAAGGGCCUUGGUUUAUGCCAGACAUAUUGGUCAAUGUACACAGGGCCGGAGAGGAGUCUGUUGGAGUUAUAAAAGAAGUUCUCCCGGAUGGUUCUUAUAGGGUAGCCCUUGGGUCUAACGGAAAUGGUGAAACAAUAUCGGCCCUUUCCAAUGAAGUGGAGGCUGUAGUGCCAAGAAAAUCUGAUAAAAUAAAGAUAAUGGGAGGAGGGACUUUGCGAGGUUCCACUGGCAAGUUGAUUGGUGUGGAUGGCACUGAUGGCAUAGUAAAAGUAGACGACACGUUGGAUGUGAAGAUUUUAGACUUGGUUAUUCUGGCAAAAUUAGCUCAACCAUGAGACUUCUUGUAGAGCAAUUGUUUAACAGGGACACUAUUAUCGUAGGAAUGAGGAUUUAACGAAACAUACGAAUGUGUGAUUGCCUCUUUUUCUCA
Molecule: messenger RNA, 3533 nt
Organism: Medicago truncatula (barrel medic)
Lineage: Eukaryota; Viridiplantae; Streptophyta; Magnoliopsida; Fabales; Fabaceae
Product: putative transcription elongation factor SPT5 homolog 1
Exons: 22
Coding region: 316-3438 (1040 amino acids)
Biological process (GO): regulation of transcription by RNA polymerase II; regulation of DNA-templated transcription elongation; transcription elongation-coupled chromatin remodeling
Cellular component (GO): DSIF complex; ribosome
Molecular function (GO): mRNA binding; structural constituent of ribosome
Source: RefSeq, a predicted model, not a curated record